UCCCAGGUCAGUUGUUAAUCUAACUUAAAGCUGAUCAGUGCUACGGAACCCAAUGUCAACCCCCAAUAAUCCAUAUAAGGGAUUACUGCUGUGCAGUUUUCUGGCAAUAUUGCAGUGUAUAUCCGCUGAGGUGGGAAAACUGGUCUGCUUCUACGAUGCUAAGAGUUUUGUGCGUGAAGGCCCCGCCCAAAUGUCGCUGGCCGAACUAGAGCCUGCCCUACAGUUUUGCAACUUUUUGGUCUAUGGCUAUGCGGGCAUCGAUGCCGAGACCUACAAGAUCAAGAGUUUGGAUCCUUCGUUGACACAUGACCACCAGCAUUAUCGUCACAUUACCGCUUUGCGCCAGAAAUUUCCCCAUGUAAGAUUCCUGCUCUCGGUGGGCGGAGAUAGGGAUUUGGACAACGGGGGCGUGGCGGAUACUGACAAGUACCUCAGAUUACUGGAACAGCCGGAGCAUAGGAGAAGCUUCCAGGCGAGCGUGAUCGCAGAGCUUAAGAAUAAUGGCUUCGAUGGACUCGAUCUCGCCUGGCAGUUCCCCAAGAACAAGCCCAAAGUUCAGCAGGGUGUGUUUAAGAGGGUUUGGGGAUCUGUUCGUGGCUGGUUUAGUUCUCCAUCGGUGGAUGAGAAGGCCGAGGAGCAUCGGGAGCAGUUCGCCACCCUUCUUGGAGAGCUGCAAUCGGAUUUGCGACGCAGUGGACAACUCCUGACCGUGACCAUGCUGCCCCAUGUUUCAGCAGAACUCUUCAUUGAUGUUCCCAAGGCUCUUGGCCACGUGGACUUUGUCAACCUGGGCACCUAUGACUUUCAGACCCCGGAACGAGAUCCAAAGGUGGCAGAUCUUCCCGCUCCACUAUACGCCAUGUAUGAUCGGGAUCCCAGCCAUAAUGUUCAGUAUCAGGUACAGUAUUGGAUGAACCAAACUUCCGAAAUCAGUGCCCACAAGCUGCACGUGGGUGUGGCCAGUUAUGGACGUGCUUGGAAUAUGACUCGAAACUCUGGAAUCACGGGCUAUCCACCGAUUCCAGCGGCAAAUGGUGCUGCUCCGGCGGGAAGGCAAACUGUUACUCCUGGAUUACUGAGUUGGCCGGAAACGUGUGACUUGCUCCAACAGCAGCCGCAGGAUCGGGAGGUGCCCCAUCUUCGCAAGGUGGGUGAUCCCACCAAGCGAUUCGGAAUCUAUGCCUAUCGGGCGGCCGAUGACCAGGGGGAAAACGGCCUGUGGGUGGGCUACGAGGAUCCUACAACGGCGGCCAUCAAGGCUGGUUUUGUCCAAGCCCAAGGAUUGGGCGGAGUGGCCUUCCACGACCUAUCCCUGGAUGAUUUUCGAGGUCAGUGUGCCGGUGAGAAGUUUCCCAUUCUGCGAAGCAUUAAAUAUAAGCUAUGAGUCUGCUUAACAAGGAAAUGAGACUAUAGCACAGACAAACCUCUGUUGACCUAUUAUAAAAUUUGUAAAAACGACCUUCUGCCCACAUGCAAGAUCUUUUAAAAAUAUUAACGAUAUAAAUAAAACGACUAUUGAAUAUCUUAAA
This is a messenger RNA of Drosophila suzukii, 1529 nucleotides long. It is a transcript of the gene Idgf5, whose product is annotated as Imaginal disc growth factor 5. Lineage: Eukaryota; Metazoa; Arthropoda; Insecta; Diptera; Drosophilidae. Gene Ontology annotation, biological process: chitin catabolic process; carbohydrate metabolic process. The record is from RefSeq and is a predicted model, not a curated record. Gene Ontology annotation, molecular function: chitinase activity; chitin binding. Gene Ontology annotation, cellular component: extracellular region.